AUGUCUCCUGAGAAUGCUGUUAGUCAUGAUUUACCAUGGGAUUGUUUAACUGAAAGGCUUCGUCUCAUAGGACUUAUACCACAUGAUGUAGGUGGAUUUGGGGAUUGUUUCUUUAAAUCAGUUUCGCACCAACUGUAUAGGACUGCUGACUUGCAUCUUGAAAUUCGUAUGGCUGGAAUUGGCCAUUUACAGAGUUACCCAGAAUUGUAUAUUGAAAGCAUUUCUAAUGAUCACUGGAAUAACUAUAUUCAACAAAUGUCAAAACAAGGCACAUGGUGUGAUAACAUCAUAAUGCAAGCUGUGGCCAAUGCAUACAACUGUGUCAUUCAUAUCACACAGUCUAAUAUAAAUUCACCUGAAAGUACAAUCUUAACUCCUGUUGCUGAUCAGGAUGGACGAAAGACAAUAUUUAUUGGAUAUAUUAACGAGUUGCAUUAUGUUUCAACAUUGACUGACAAAAACAGUAGAUAUAAAACAAACUCACAUGCAUAAAGAGAAAAUUAUCAGAAACCAAUGAAAACAGACAUGGUAGACUUCUUAAGCACAGAAAUUACAUGAAAAGAGUCAAAUAUACAGAAACAGCUAAUGAAAGGGCAAGCAGACUUGAAGAUAAGAGAGGCACUUAUAGAAAAACAAUGUCUGAAGAAACUGCUGAAAAGCGAAAAGAGAGACUUAAAAAUAAGAGAGACACUUAUAGAAAAAGAGUGUCUGAAGAAACUGUUGAAAAGCAAAAAGAGAGACUAAAAAGUUACAAAGACUCUUAUAGAAAAAGAACGUCUGAAGAAACUGUUGAAAAGCGAAAAGAGAGACUUGCAAAUAGGAGAGCCAGUUAUAAA
Messenger RNA from Porites lobata, 836 nucleotides. The record is from the annotation of a GenBank genome assembly. NCBI's taxonomy places the organism in Eukaryota, Metazoa, Cnidaria, Anthozoa, Scleractinia, Poritidae.